Messenger RNA from Cutaneotrichosporon oleaginosum, 540 nucleotides. The record is from RefSeq and is a predicted model, not a curated record. Lineage: Eukaryota; Fungi; Basidiomycota; Tremellomycetes; Trichosporonales; Trichosporonaceae.
CGGCAAUCGAUCUCAAGUUGCUUGUUGACAACUUCCACCACUGCCGCCAUGUCUCAAGCACCACGCGAUCCACUCACGGCGCGCACGCUAUUUAUCAAGAAUCUCAACUUCAACAUCACCGGCGCGGACCUGUAUGACCUCUUUGGAAAGUACGGCCCGAUCCGACAGGUGCGCGUGGGCACAUCUUCCGAUCUCAAGACCAAGGGCACGGCUUAUGUUGUGUUCGAGAGCCCUGAUGACGCCAAGGAAGCCAUCAACCAUCUGAACGGUUUCCACCUCAUGGAGCGGUAUAUUGUCGUUUUGUAUCACCAGCCAUCAAAACAACAAGCUUCGCAGCUUGCCAAGGCCGAAAUCCGCGCGCGCGAGCAGGAGCUUGCGGCUGAGAAGAUCCGCCUGGGUAUGACGUAGAACAGAUAUUCACUGGAACAUAGGGCAGCAAGAUAGACUGGCAUCAUGUAUUAGUAGGCAUCACAGAUCCCAGAGCUCGUCGUGCUUCCUGAUAUGCGCAAUCAAGCCAUGCAAGACUCAUAGUGCCUCCAA